Medicago truncatula (barrel medic) is the source of this 1303-nucleotide messenger RNA. RefSeq names its product calcineurin B-like protein 3. The transcript is spliced from 10 exons. Gene Ontology annotation, molecular function: calcium ion binding; kinase binding. The record is from RefSeq and is a predicted model, not a curated record. Lineage: Eukaryota; Viridiplantae; Streptophyta; Magnoliopsida; Fabales; Fabaceae. Gene Ontology annotation, biological process: calcium-mediated signaling. Bases 284 to 964 code for a protein of 226 amino acids.
GAUUUCAUUCCAAGUUGCAUAGUACUCCAUCUGUCAUCACAUCAUCAUUCAUCAUCAUCUUCGUUCUUCACACACUCUCGAUUCGAUUCGAUUCGAUUUCAUUCGCCUGCAACCACCGUCACAACAACCCUUCUUCACCACUAUUUCCCUAAGCUUUUCUAAAAAUCUCUUUUUUCUCACUGAUCCUUUAACUUCAAGAUCUUAGCAUUUGGGAGUUGGCCAACUGAAAUUGGAAAUGGUUAAAAGUUAUGGAGGAUUUUGAUUUUGAGGUACAAGAGAUAUCAUGUUGCAGUGCAUAGAGGGAAUUAAGCAUUUGUUUGCUCCUCUAUUGCAAUGUUGUGACAUUGACUUAUAUAAGCAGACAACAGGACUUGAAGAUCCUGAAAUUCUUGCGAGGGAGACAGUGUUUAGUGUAAGUGAAAUUGAAGCUCUUUAUGAGCUCUUUAAAAAGAUCAGCAGUGCGGUGAUUGAUGAUGGGCUGAUCAACAAGGAAGAGUUUCAAUUGGCAUUAUUCAAGACAAAUAAAAAAGAGAGUUUAUUUGCCGAUCGGGUAUUUGAUUUGUUUGAUACAAAGCACAAUGGGAUACUUGGUUUCGAAGAGUUUGCCCGCGCCCUCUCUGUUUUCCAUCCAAAUGCCCCUAUUGAUGAAAAGAUUGAGUUUUCCUUUCAACUGUAUGAUCUCAAGCAGCAGGGUUUUAUUGAAAGACAAGAGGUGAAACAAAUGGUAGUUGCUACGCUUGCUGAAUCUGGCAUGAAUCUAUCAGACGAUGUUAUAGAGAGUAUAAUUGACAAGACUUUUGAGGAAGCGGAUACAAAGCAUGACGGCAAGAUUGACAAGGAGGAAUGGAGAAACCUUGUUUUGCGCCAUCCAUCACUACUCAAGAACAUGACCCUUCAGUAUCUAAGGGAUAUCACCACAACAUUCCCAAGCUUUGUAUUCCAUUCACAAGUAGACGAUACUUGAAGGUCAAAUAUUAUUUACUUGAUCAUGUUGCAUAUGGUUUCAUUUGUGUAAGAAAGGAUAUUGCAGAGAGAUUUACUUGCCAUGCGUUGGUUAUAUUUCUUCGAAGAUAUUUGUUUUUGUAGUUAAACCUUGUCGAAAUACAUUUGAUUUAUUGCUUCGUUAUUUUUUUUUUUGCCAAAAUUUAAUUUAUGGCUUGAAAACAUACAAAGAUCCUUAUUGUUCCUAUUCGGUGUUGUUCUGGACUAUAUUUCCAUUCCUUUUGAUCCAAGGAUUCUGUAAAGCGAUGUGGAUACUCGAAUGACAAGCUUUAAUAAGACACUCAUUUUAACUUGGGUUCAA